This is a messenger RNA of Lachancea fermentati, 2895 nucleotides long. Lineage: Eukaryota; Fungi; Ascomycota; Saccharomycetes; Saccharomycetales; Saccharomycetaceae. The record is from the annotation of a GenBank genome assembly.
AUGUCAGACAUAGCGUUCGUUAGGCAAACAGAGACAAAUGAGAAGCGGAACCUUGUUCCACAAUACUCUAUUCCUAAAGAUGUUAUGAAUGAGUUGGAGAGAAAGGGCUCUUCAGAGCCAGACUUACUGAUUCAAAGAGAAGUAGCGAGAAAAGCAAUUGCUAAGGAGUCCGAAUAUCAAAGAAAGCGUUUCAAUUUAAGUUUGGAAGAUAAAAGCGAAGAAGGGAAUGAGAAGAAACGACUACGUCAUGGUGAGGGUGAAACAAGAGUGACGAAGAAAUCACGUUGGGACGUGACUGAAUCCUAUACUGUUCCGGAAAUAUCUGCUGCUACCAAGAAAGAGCUAACUAAAGAACUAACAUUCGAAGUUCCAAAUGCUAAUGAUCUUCAAAUUUUAAAGGCCGCAGACAAACACCAUUUUGGAGAGCUGCUGCUUGAGAAAUCCGACCUGACAGAAGAUGAAGUCAAGGAUAGAAAUUUUUUGAAGCUACUUUUGAAGAUAAAAAAUGGCCUCCCUUCGGCUCGCAAAUUGGCCAUGAGAAGCUUGAGAGACCAUGCUGCUGAAUUUGGUGCACCGAGGAUUUUUAAUAGACUACUGCCAAUACUUUUAGAUCGAUCGCUUGAAGACCAAGAGCGCCAUCUGAUGAUCAAAGUCAUCAACAGGAUUUUGUAUCAACUUAAUGAUCUAGUAAAGCCCUAUACGCACAAAAUAUUGAUUGUAAUUGCACCUUCUCUCAUAGAUGAAGAUCCUUUUGCCAGACAAGUUGCGAGGGAUAUCAUAUCUCGCCUCGCUCAAGCAGUAGGGCUACCAACGGUAAUUUCUAAUAUAAGAUCUGAUAUAGAUCACGAAGACGAAUAUGUCAGAAACAUUACAUCUCGUGUUAUAGCAGUGGUGGCAAAAGCUCUGGGGCCUAAUCAUCUGAUACCAUUUUUAAAAGCAGUUUGCCAUUCACGGAAAUCAUGGAGGGCUCGUCACACAGGCGUAAGAAGUAUUCAACAUCUCACAACUAUUUUGGGUAUAGGGAUUCUACCUUAUUUGAAUCCUUUUCUCGACUGUAUAGGAUAUGGACUUACUGAUGAACAUUUGCCAGUUCGAGUAGCCACCGCCCACUGUUUGGCAUCGUUGGCACAAAGUACUUAUCCUUAUGGAAUAGAAUCUUACAACAUUGUUCUGGAGCCUUUGUGGAAGGGAAUCAGAACACACAGAGGUAAAACGUUGGCUUCAUUUUUGCGGGCUCUAGCAUUUAUUAUUCCUCUCAUGGAUCCGGAGUAUGCUGGCUACUAUUCUCAGGAGGUCAUGCGUGUAGUUAAACGGGAGUUCAGCUCACCAGAUGAUGAAAUGAAAAAAGCAGUUUUAUCAGUGAUUCAAAAAUGCUGUUUGACCGAGGGGGUAACACCGAGAUAUCUCAGGGAGAAUAUUGUACCUGAGUUCUAUGGUAAUUUCUGGACUCGUAGAACGGCGCUAGAUCGUCAAAUCAGCAAAAUAGUGACAUACACAACGGUAGUAUUAGCGCAGAAAACAGGUUGUGCUCCAUCAAUAAGCUAUCUUAUUGAUGCACUAAGGGACGAAUCUGAGCCUUUCAGAACAAUGGCAGUUCAUGCUGUUAAUAGAAUAGUGAAAGCUCUGGGAACUCAAGACAUUGAUGAAAGGUUGGAGACGCGGCUAAUAGAUGCUCUUUUAAUUGCAUUUCAGGAUCAAACAAAUGAGGACCGUACUAUUUUUUACGGUUUUGGAACCGUGGCCACGUCCCUCGACACUCGGAUGAAACCUUACUUGCCUCCGAUAGUAAGCACGAUUCUCUUAAGACUGAAAAACAAAGAGGCCAUAAUCCGCCAGCAUGCAGCUGACUUAUGUGCUAUCAUUAUUCCUGUCAUCAGGAAUUGCAACGAACUUGAAAUGCUGAAUAAGCUAAACAUUAUAUUGUAUGAAUCUUUAGGAGAAGUAUACCCUGAGGUAUUAGGUUCUGUCAUAGGAGCCAUGGGUCAAAUAACUUCAUGCAUCGAAUUUUCGAAAAUGCAACCCACUGCCAAUCAAAUACUUCCCACUCUUACUCCAAUCUUGCGAAAUCGUCAUAGAAAAGUUCAACAAAAUAGUAUUGAGUUGAUCGGAAGGAUAGCAGAUCGGAGUCCAGAAUGUGUUCCACCUAAGGAGUGGAUGAGAAUUUGUUUUGAACUUCUGGAAAUGCUAAAGAGCCCUAGCAAAUCCAUCAGAAGAAUCGCUAACAAAACUUUUGGGUACAUUGCAAGGGCAAUUGGACCCCAAGACGUUUUGGUUGCAUUGCUGAAUAAUCUGAAGGUUCAAGAGCGUCAGCUUCGUGUAUGUACUGCCGUUGCAAUAGGCAUUGUUGCCGAAACCUGUGGGACAUUCACCGUUUUGCCCGCUUUAAUGAACGAAUAUAGAACCCCUGAAACUAAUGUCCAAAAUGGUGUUCUAAAAGCAAUGUCAUUCAUGUUUGAGUAUAUUGGCAGUAAGAGCAAGGAUUACAUCUACGUAACAACUCCACUUCUGCAAGAUGCUCUUACAGACAGAGAUCUAGUCCAUCGUCAGACGGCAGCAUCCGUAAUUCGUCAUCUGGCAUUGGGAUGUACAGGGAUGGGAUACGAAGAUGCUUUCUUGCACUUCUUGAAUUUACUAAUGCCUAACGUGUUUGAGACAUCACCUCAUGUGAUUGCUAGAAUCGUAGAGGGCUUAGAAGCGCUGUCAAUUGCUCUGGGCCCGGGAAUUGCUAUGAAUUACGUUUGGGGAGGCCUCUUCCAUCCUGCUAAGAAUGUUAGACGAGCAUUUUGGAAUGUUUACAAUAGUGCAUACGUACAGCAUCUUGAUGCACUUGUACCGUGCUAUCCCAUAUUGCGCAAUUCAGAAGAAAGGAUCGAAGAAUUGUUUGAGACUUUUUAA